Messenger RNA from Phoenix dactylifera (date palm), 1916 nucleotides. Lineage: Eukaryota; Viridiplantae; Streptophyta; Magnoliopsida; Arecales; Arecaceae. The record is from RefSeq and is a predicted model, not a curated record.
AAGCGAUAUAUUUUCUGAACUAAAAAAUAACACAACCUAAUCCAUCAAAGCAAGACUCUUUAUAAAGAAGAAGAAAAAAAUGGUGGACCCUCUUUAUUAGAAAAAGAAAUUCAAAAGCUUUCUAACAUAAAUAUACAACAACAUCGCAUGUUCCAUGAGGUCCAACAAUUCCCAUCAAAAGCGUUUAUGUUAAUAUCAUUUUUCAUGAAGCAUCAUUGAAGUGUCAAAAGGAGGCAAUGCCACAAUAUCACUUGCAAUAGCGUUGGAUGCAUCAAUGAGUACAGGAAGUGCAAUACCUGGGCCCAAAAAUCAACUGGGCCCAAUACCCUUUUGGGCCCAUAUUUGAGCAUAGGGCCAGGAUACGUAGUGGGCCAAUUGGAGCCCAUAUUUAGCAGCUCAAUGAGUGCCACGUCAUGUUCUCGGGAUGGAGGUGACUAGGGCCAGAUGGGAAUCAGAGGAGGGCGCCCUUCACGUGGGGGAAGCUGAGGGUGACACCUCGCCCUAGCUAAAGGGGUUACACCGCUUAAGAAUGCCUAAUUAAACCUCUCUACCGUAUCUGGUUCUCCCUCAGGACCUUAGGAACCUGUGAACCGGCAAAGGAGGUGUUGGAGUGGAGGCACCGGAGCACGGGACACUGCAACCUCUUUCGGAAUCAAGGUGAUCAAAGAGCCGAUUAACCAGCUUAAAGGAAUUUUGAACGAAUUAAAGUUCGCAAACAAUAUGGAGGAUGAAAGAGAAAUGAGAGCGCCUUCUCCAGACCCUAGCAGCCAAUUAACUACAUAAACUACUCCACACUCCGUAGCAACCCAGGCAGACCUGACAGGAGUGUACCAGUUAAUGGCACAGUUGCUUCAGCAACAGCAACAGAUACAGUUGACUGCCCAACCUGUACAGCCGAUGGUUUCCUAUUACGAGAGGUUUCGUAGGCUGAACCCACCGAUGUUUGACGGUGGAUCAGACCCCUUGACCGCUGAGACUUGGAUUCGGGAAAUGGAGAAGAUGUAUCAGGCACUCGAAUUUCCCGAAGAAGUAAAAGUUAGACUAGCUAUUCCUAUGUUGAGGGGAAAUGCGGAGUUUUGGUGGUCCUCCAUGGAGAUAGCAUAUGAGGUCAAUAGAAUGACCUGGAGAGAGUUUAAAGGGUUAUUUUAUACUCGGUACUUUCCGGACUCAGUCAAGCAGACAAAGCAGAAUGAGUUUUUAUCGCUGACUCAGUCCGAACAUAUGACUGUUCUGGAUUAUGCCAACAAGUUCAAUGAGCUAGGCCGAUUCUGCCCUCAGUUCAUGGAGGACGAGAGGAGUAAGGCUAACCAGUUCGAACAAGGGCUGAGAUAUGGGAUCAGGUCCCGGACAUCCUCACAUUUAUUCACCAGUUACCGGGAUAUUUUGGACAGAGCCCUGAAAGUGGAGGCUGAAUUGAGAAGAUAUGAUAGGGAAAGGGCUGACCUGAAGAGACCUAGACCAGCUGGGAGACAGAGUGGCAAGCCAAGAAAUUUCAGGAGCACGCUGAUUCAGAAGAAGCAGUUUAGGGUCUGUGCCUGCUGUGGCAAAUCCCAUAGUGGGCCUUGUCUAAGGAGAGUAGGGGCAUGUUUUAGUUGCGGGCAGACUGGACACUUGGCACGCGACUGCCUGAAUAAGAGGAGGAAUGAGCUCCGACCUCUUGUACCUAGGGACCAGAGGCCAAGGAACAAUCCUCGAGUCUUUGCACUGACCCAUCAGGAUGCCAAUGCUAGCGACCGGGUGGUGACAGACUACCAUUAGUGAUAGCGGCAAGAGACACUUUCUGCAUCAGGGUUUCAUUUUUGGAUAAAUAUACUUUUGUAUACAUAAAAUAUUAUAGAAGCUCUGUACUUUUGAUCGCCCAGUAAGUUAUACUGGUAAUGUUAUAUAUAUGAAACUUGACUACCUUGUUAUUCGUA